Molecule: messenger RNA, 702 nt
Organism: Pseudogymnoascus destructans
Lineage: Eukaryota; Fungi; Ascomycota; Leotiomycetes; Thelebolales; Thelebolaceae
Exons: 3
Coding region: 1-702 (233 amino acids)
Source: RefSeq, a predicted model, not a curated record
AUGACAAGUAAGACCAUCGUGGAGCGCAUGACGGGACUUGGGGGGGUGUCAGAGCUGCAGAAAGACAGACGGACGGCGCUUAAAGAAGCCAGGAGGUACUGGCGGGUGCAUUUUUCAGCUGAGCAGCGAGAUAAAAUCGACGACGACGAGGGACAGGCACCAUCGCUCGCCGACAUCCUGUCGUCCAGUGCCAGUCCUCUGUUCGCUGCAUCCUUACCCACUCCUCUCGUCGACUUGGAGACGGACGCCCGACCUGGUCCCAUUCAAAACUCCUCCGUCUCCUCCGUCUCCUCCGUCUCCUCCCUCACCUCCCUCACCUCCCUCACCUCAAUCAAUCCUUCUCUUUCCUCUCCUCCGUCUCCUCCCUCACCUCAAUCAAUCCUUCUCCUUCUCCUUCCUCUCCUCCCUCUCCCCUCUCUCCUUCCCACCGCCGGCCAGCCCGUCAACCUCCCAAUCGACAAAGAAGGAUACCUUCCUAUGGGAACUGCGAUAUCGACGACGACCACCACACCGUCCGACAAGACCGGCCGACAAGACGACAUCAAUUCCACCCAAGACCGGCCGCCACAAACGACCCCCUACAUCGACCGCCACGCCCAAUUCCUACCAUAUACGACCCCGAAACCGUCCCCGACCUUCCCCACAGUAUCUAGCUCAACGACCUACCCACAAGCAUCAAUGUCUGAGACGUUGAUUCAAUAA